GCGUGCUGGAAUGUGCCUUAGGUACCCGAAAUCAUUACCCGAACACGCCUUUGCCACCUUGCAAGAUGACUCACAUCCGGUAUUCCGAGCCUUAUCUUCAUGCGUUCUUGAUCCAUUUCCUAACUUUCAUAGCCCCGGCCCUGCAACGUGCACUCGGAACAUAUUCGAAUCGCCCUUUCAGAAUGCACGCUGGCUCUCUCACUCUCUGCAACUACCAUGCCCGUCACUCAAACUCACAGGUUCAGCCAUUCAGAAGAGUUCGAGCAGCCCACCUACUUUUCCGCACCCGACGACGAGAUUCUGAGAGAUUGGCUAGAUACUGAUACUAUAGUCAAUUCUAUCACUGAUCUUUCUCCAGUUAACACUUUGAGUGAUCUAGCGGACAUAACACUUGAAGAAGAAGAGGAAUUCGAGGGUAAUUACUCUCCAAUGCCCCACAGCCUUCGAAGAGUUCUGACCCCACCUUUAGAGUGCGAUGAAUCCUCAGGCAGACGCAGAAGCAUACUAUUUGAGUCUUCCAUGCCUGCAAACCCAGGAAUGCCCUCUUAUUCGCGAUACCGCUCGGAGUACAUCCGGCCUCCAAUGCAUCGUGCACGCCAAAGCGUCUCAUCCAUCGCCUCUUCUUCGACAGUGUACACAAAAUCAGCUCCCGCUCCUGUAAAAUCUAUCCUCACUCGACAUGACUCAGGAAUAUCCCUUGCGACGACAACAAAGACAUCUCGCAGGAAAAAGCGGUCUGCUCCGUCGGUGAAGUUUGUUGAAGUACCAACGGUGUAUCAUAGCCAUCAUACCUAUUCACCAAUUCCUUCACCUCCUCAUUCCCCCUUGGCAACUCCGUCAGGUCAGAGCAAAAGCAAACCAAGUCGAUGGUUCGCACGGUGGUGGAAACCCACUGCACCUCCAAGACCAACUAUAUCUGGCCCAUAUAGCCUAGCCCAUACCGCAUCACUGGUUGAUGUGUAUAGCCAACGUUCCAAACCAACUCAAUGCGGGAGACUGAAGCGGUUCUGGGUACGUGUAACGAGCGUGGUUCAAUAGCGUCUAACUCCGCCUACACCGCGUUCUUCCCUUACAUGACGCCAUCGCUUCUCACCUCAUACGGGAGUGGACUUCUGCCUCGGACUUGUGGUUCUAGAGAGGAUGAUUAGAAAAGAUAUGAAUUUGAUGCUUAAGGUAUUAGCUAUGUCCACCCAUACGUAUA
Suillus fuscotomentosus is the source of this 1201-nucleotide messenger RNA. RefSeq lists its product as uncharacterized. Bases 217 to 1038 code for a protein of 273 amino acids. The record is from RefSeq and is a predicted model, not a curated record. Lineage: Eukaryota; Fungi; Basidiomycota; Agaricomycetes; Boletales; Suillaceae. The transcript is spliced from 6 exons.